AUGGUUUUAGCCUGCUUCAGUCGUAAAACCCAACUACUAAUUAAGACUAUUUCCUUCUGUUUUUUCUCUUCUAGAAGCAGUGCCAAGUUGAUAGCACCAUUGGGAUGCUUGGUCUCUAGGCAAAAGCACACUCUUCCUGACUUGCCAUAUGACUAUGGCGCUCUGGAACCUCAUAUUAAUGCAGAGAUCAUGCAGCUGCACCACAGCAAACAUCAUGCCACCUACGUGAACAACCUGAAUGUUGCAGAGGAGAAAUACAAAGAGGCACUGGCAAAAGGUGAUGUUACAGCUCAGGUGUCACUUCAGCCUGCACUGAAGUUCAAUGGUGGGGGUCAUAUCAAUCACACCAUCUUCUGGACAAACCUUUCUCCUAAUGGAGGAGGAGAGCCUAAAGGAGAAUUGAUGGAAGCCAUCAAGCGUGACUUUGGUUCCUUUGCAAACUUCAAGGAGAAGCUGACAGCCAUAUCAGUUGGUGUUCAAGGAUCAGGCUGGGGGUGGCUUGGCUAUAACAAAGAGCACGGGCGCCUACAAAUAGCAGCUUGUGCAAAUCAAGACCCUUUGCAAGGAACAACAGGUCUCAUUCCUUUGCUAGGAAUUGACGUAUGGGAACAUGCUUAUUAUCUUCAGUAUAAAAAUGUUCGACCUGAUUACUUGAAAGCCAUCUGGAAUGUGAUCAGCUGGGAAAAUGUAUCUUCAAGAUAUGCAACUUGCAAAAAGUAGAAUGGAGUUCUUGCACAGACUACUAAAAUGUCACCACUUCUACUCUGAUACCACUCUUGUAGUCGUGCCUGUGGCUUACAAAUGAAUUGUUCUACUGCGGAAAACACUUAGCUCAUCCAACAAAAGCAUUUCAUAAUCAAGCAAAGUGUCUGCUUGUUUAAUACUGUGAGAGAGGUAUUUACGUAGAUUUUUGAAGCUUUAAACUGUUGUGCAACAAAGGGAGACACUUUAAAUAAUCUUUUCCAUUGCAUAUAGAAACAUAGAUCACCUUGCUGAAGCUUAUUGAGGUAAUGGAUUUCCUUGUUGCACUAAAAUACCUAAGUGGAAACAUACUUCAUGUUGCUAUAAACAAAUAAAACUCAAAAGAAGAAUCUUCUAUAA
Molecule: messenger RNA, 1101 nt
Organism: Phaethon lepturus (White-tailed tropicbird)
Lineage: Eukaryota; Metazoa; Chordata; Aves; Phaethontiformes; Phaethontidae
Gene: SOD2
Product: superoxide dismutase 2, mitochondrial
Exons: 4
Coding region: 1-720 (239 amino acids)
Biological process (GO): superoxide metabolic process
Cellular component (GO): mitochondrion
Molecular function (GO): superoxide dismutase activity; metal ion binding
Source: RefSeq, a predicted model, not a curated record